Oncorhynchus tshawytscha (Chinook salmon) is the source of this 1493-nucleotide messenger RNA. Its product is annotated as purine nucleoside phosphorylase-like. The transcript is spliced from 7 exons. Gene Ontology annotation, molecular function: purine-nucleoside phosphorylase activity. Gene Ontology annotation, cellular component: cytoplasm. Gene Ontology annotation, biological process: nucleoside metabolic process. The record is from RefSeq and is a predicted model, not a curated record. Bases 343 to 1239 code for a protein of 298 amino acids. Lineage: Eukaryota; Metazoa; Chordata; Actinopteri; Salmoniformes; Salmonidae.
UUUUACGAAUGGUCUGAGAGGCAGUCUGUAAAUCUGUAAAUAACGAGCGUUUUCAAGUGCAACUUUACUUGACGAUGGUUUAGGGAAACAUCUCGGAAAUGUAACGAUGUCGAUGUUCCUACGAAGGUUCUAACGAUGAAUUUGGCUCUAAUAUGCUUUGGGAAACCGGGCCCAGUCUGUUAGAAAUGUUGAUUAGGACAACGAGCCCUAUCAAAGGAACCGCAAAUCCAACGACUCCUCCUCCGUCACGCCACCCUCUCAUCACAUCUGUCUGUCGCAACCGUGACCUCGUCCUACGAUUACCGUUUGUCGCUAAACUCAGUAGCUGAAGAACAAACAGCAAUGAACAUUUCAUCUUCGAACCCAUCCAGUUACAAAUAUGAGGAUUACAGGGAGACAGCUGAUUGGUUGCUGUCUCACACUGAGCAGAGGCCUAAAAUAGCCAUCAUCUGUGGUUCCGGCCUCGGUGGUCUUGCUGACCUGCUGGACAACAAGACUGUGUUUCCUUACAAGGACAUCCCACACUUCCCCAACAGCACAGUACAAGGACAUGUCAGUCAGCUGGUAUUUGGGGAGCUGCAGGGGAAGCAGUGUGUCUGCAUGCAGGGCCGCUUCCACUUCUACGAGGGCUAUGACAUUGCCAUGGUGACGUACCCAGUCCGAGUGUUCUUCCUGCUGGGGGUGGAGACCUUGAUCAUUACCAAUGCUGCUGGGGGGCUGAACCCCAACUUUAAAGUGGGUGACAUCAUGCUGAUCAAGGAUCACAUCAACAUGCCUGGCUUUGCAGGCCACAACCCACUGUGUGGUCACAACGAUGAAAGGUUUGGAGUCCGUUUUCCCUGCAUGUCAGAUGCCUAUGACAAAGACCUUUCUAGUCUUGCCAAAGAGACUGCUGAGGAGCAGGGCUGUUCCUCCUUCAUCCAGCAAGGUGUGUACUGCAUGCUGGCAGGUCCCACCUUUGAGACCAUCGCAGAAUGCAGAGCUCUCCAGAAACUAGGCGCAGAUGCUGUGGGUAUGAGUACAGUCCCUGAGGUGGUGGUGGCCCGUCACUGUGGUCUCCGUGUCUUUGGCCUGUCUCUCAUCACCAACAAGGUGGUCACAGACUACAAUAGCCAGGAGAAGGCCAACCACGAUGAGGUACUGGAGACCACAGGAAUGCGUACUCAGGACCUACAGAGGAUGCAUCACCAGCAGUAUCUGCAGACUGCAACCACCCUUGUAAUCAGUGCUGGAAUAUGAAUGAAUCAGCGAAUGCCCUGUGUGAGCUGCAUAAGCAGUAGGGAGGGAGAACAGGCUAGGGCCCCCGUUACUCUCUAUUAACAGACAAGAUAAUAGUCACUCCAAGAUACAUUCAUGAGGGCAUUCCAGUUGUAAGGUUCUGUGUUUAUUUUCUUAGUCAACCUUGUGUUCUGUUUCGUUGUGUUCUUGAACGUAGCCCUGUGUCUUUGUGUUCUUGAACGUAGCCCCGUCUUUCAUUUUUUUCAUUGAUUUCA